Molecule: messenger RNA, 2825 nt
Organism: Zychaea mexicana
Lineage: Eukaryota; Fungi; Mucoromycota; Mucoromycetes; Mucorales; Lichtheimiaceae
Product: muts domain V-domain-containing protein
Exons: 21
Coding region: 56-2800 (914 amino acids)
Biological process (GO): mitotic recombination; mismatch repair
Cellular component (GO): MutSalpha complex; nucleus
Molecular function (GO): ATP binding; ATP-dependent DNA damage sensor activity; mismatched DNA binding
Source: RefSeq, a predicted model, not a curated record
CCUGCUUUGACACUUUUAUUUUUUUAGCCUCAAACGCUAAGAGACUAUAACGAACAUGAGCUCACCUGCUACAAAAGAAGAUAUUCCUGAUAUUGAAACUGGAGAACAACGCAGCUUUGUCAAGUUUUACCGAUCAUUGCCGGACGUUGAAGAAGGAACCAUUCGGUUUUUCGAACGCGACGCCAACCAAAAACCAUACUACACAGUCCAUGCAGAAGACGCGCAGUACAUGGCACACCAUGUAUAUAAAACCACUUCAGUAAUCAAGUUCUGGGGAGACAGCCAAGGGCAACUAGCAACAACGGCAAUAGGCAGCACCGUGGCAGAAACAUUUUUACGCGAUGCGUUGCUCAAUAAGCAAAUCAAGGUUGAAAUAUGGACAUCGAGCAAAGGCCAGUGGAAGAUAUCAAAAAAAGCUUCUCCGGGCAACCUUCAGGAUGUUGAGGAUUUGUUGUUUUUGAACUCGAGCAUGACAACAUCACCGGUAGUGAUGGCUGUCAAAUUAAGCGCUACAACGGACACAAAGACUGUUGGCGUAUCAUUUACGGAUACAAACGUCAAGGAAAUCGGCGUGUCUGAAUUCAUUGAUAACGAGCUUUAUUCAAACUUUGAGUCGCUUGUGAUCCAACUUGGCGUGAAAGAAUGUAUUGUACCUUCGAACGAUGCUACCAGAGAUUAUGAAUUGACGAAAUUAAAAAGUGUUUUGGAGCGCUGCAGGAUUGUCGUGACAGAAAUUAAAAAGGUGGAUUACAACACCAAGAAUAUUGAACAAGAUCUAAAUCGAUUACUGGAAGGAGAAAUAUCUAUUACUGCACUACCCGAAUAUGAAAUGAAGAAUGCAAUGGGAUCCUGUGCAUGCUUGAUAAAGUACCUUUCACUAGUCGAGGAUGAAAGCAAUUUCAAGCACUACAAACUCAAGGACCAUGAUCUCUCCCAAUAUAUGCGACUUGAUGCUUCAGCGUUGGGCGCACUUAACCUGAUGCCAAGUCCACAGGAAGGAUCCAACAAGUCAAUGAGUCUUUAUGGCUUAUUAAACAAAUGUAAAACUGCCCAAGGGUCGCGUCUAUUGGUCCAAUGGUUAAAACAACCCUUAUUGAACGUCCAAGAAAUCCAGCGACGUCAGGAUCUAGUGGAAAUCUUUUACGAAGGCACAGAGCUACGACAAUCUAUUCAAGAAGAUCAUUUGAAGAAUGUACCGGAUUUACAUCGCUUGGCAAAGCGUUUUCAGAAAGGCAUUGCAUCAUUACAGGAUGUCGUCAGGAUAUACCAAGUCGUAAUCCGACUACCUGCUCUUAUCACUUGUCUGGAAGCACAAGCUCCAGAAGAUGAAGUGAAGGCAAAACUUAUGGACGAUACCUACACUUCUAAAAUCAAGGAUUACUCGGCAAAACUAGACAAGCUCCAAGAAAUGGUAGAAACGACAAUCGACUUGGAUGCGGUGGCGAAUCAUGAAUUUAUUAUCAAACCAGACUUUGACCCUGAUUUACAAGAAAUUCGUAAAGAAAUCAAUGCCGCUCGCAAACAGAUAGACUCUGAACACGCACGCGUCGGUAACAAACUAGGUUUUGACACUGAAAAGAAACUCAAGCUCGAAAAUCAUAAUGUAUAUGGCCAGUGCUUCCGGGUGACUCGCACCGAUGCUUCAGCUAUCCGCAACAAGCCCGAAUACAUUGAAUAUGCUACACAGAAGAUUGGAACAUACUUUGCAACCAGUCGACUUAAAGAACUUAACGAUACGUGGAGCGAACUGUCUAAGCAAUACCAACGACGACAAAGUGAUUUGGUCAAAGAGGUCAUUGGCAUUGUCGCAACCUAUUCUCCCGUACUGGAGCUGCUAAGUGGCGUUCUGGCAAAACUGGAUGUGAUUCUAAGCUUUGCCCAUGUGUCUAUCAUGGCACCCACCCCGUAUAUUCGGCCACUAGUGCAAGAAUUUGGCAACAUUGUGCUUCGCGACUCGCGCCACCCGUGCUUGGAAGUGCAGGAUGACGUGGUGUUUAUUCCGAACGAUAUUGAAAUGGUGAAAGACAAAUCCGAGUUCCAGAUCAUCACUGGCCCCAACAUGGGCGGCAAGUCAACUUAUAUCCGCCAGACGGGCGUCAUUGCAUUAUUAGCACAGAUCGGAUGCUUUGUUCCUUGUGCCGAAGCCAGCAUUGGGAUAUUCGACUGCAUUCUGGCGCGUGUGGGGGCAGGUGACAGCCAGCUGAAAGGCGUUUCGACGUUUAUGGCCGAAAUGCUUGAAACGGCAACCAUCUUGAAGACAGCGACAGCAAAUUCGUUGAUCAUCAUUGAUGAGCUCGGACGUGGUACAAGCACAUAUGACGGGUUUGGUUUGGCUUGGGCUAUUUCGGAGCACAUUGCAACCGAGAUUCGCGCGUUCUGUUUAUUCGCAACGCACUUUCACGAGCUAACGGCGCUUGCAGAGACAAUACCACACGUGAAGAAUCUCAAUGUUGCAGUGCACAUGGGAGAAACUGGCGGAGGUCUGACACUGCUGUAUAAAGUUAUGGAAGGUAUCUGCGACCAAAGUUUCGGAAUCCAUGUCGCGGAGCUUGCACAGUUUCCUAGCAGUGUGGUGCGUCUGGCCAAACGGAAAGCUGCAGAACUGGAGGAUGUUGAUCCAGUGGAUAGCCAGCAUACAAAGAAACAGGCUACGGCCGAAAGCGAGGAGACUUCGCAACUGCUGAGCCAAAUCGUGCAAGAGCUCAAAGCAGCGGCUGCGGCAGAGCAAGACGAUGAAGCAUUACUCCAAACCGUGCACGGCGUGCGCGAAAAGUACAAGCAGAAGCUACUCGGGCUUUGAAUACAAGCAGCAGCAGCAGCAGCAC